AAGAGACCUUGUGAAUGUAUUGUAAUGUUUUUAAAAUGGUAUAAACUGCCUUAAUUUUACUGGACCACAGGAAGAGUAGCAGCAGCUAAUGGGGAUCUAUAAUAAAUACAACCCGGUGUUCGUACUGACGAUUUUCGCUUUGCGCAUGCCCAAUAAUAUAUAGUGUUAGUGUUAUAACAGUUACUAUACCCGGGAAUGAGCGAGUUCGAGGCAGAAAAUAACUUCUCUCUUUGAUCUGAAUUAUUCCGUAUUAAAGUCGUUACGGAACUAUCAGUCUGCCAUAAUGCGACGUUUCGGUUCUGUGCAACAAAAGAUAUCUUGUGUGUUUUUGACUGAGGUGAAAGAGGAACAAUCCAGGAAACGCGAAUGUCAACAAUUUCAGGUUGUAGCCACCAAACAUGUGAACCCUAUAGCACUGGAAUCGAAUAUUGACUGUGCACUUGCCACAGAAAAGCUGGAUGGCACCUGCUGCUAUGUUUCAAUUUAUAAAGGGCAAUCAUACCUCUGGGCUCGACUAGAUCGGAAGCCCACCAAGCAGGCAGACAAGAGGUUCAAGAAGCAUCAGUAUUCCCACAAAAGUUGCAAAGGUUUCACCUGGAAUGUGAAAGAAGACUUUAAGACGGUUCCAGAGUCUUGGGUCCCGGCACACAGAGUUCAGCACCACAAUGGACAGCCUGUACCAGAUGACCACGGACACAUCCCAGGUGGGACACACUAUAUAAUGGACACACUCCUCGAGCUGGUUUCCCGGACACUGAUUAACCCUAGUCCUGGACUAAAAGGUUGGGUUCCAGUGGAGAAAGACAACAAGCAGUACUGUUGGCACUCGUCUGUUGUGGACUAUGAUGCUGGUGUAGCGCUGGUUCUGAGGCCCAGUGCUGAGAAUGAAGACCUGCUAGAGAUCACCAUGGUACCACUGGCUGAUCUCCUGGAGCAAACCCUGGAGCUUAUUGGAACCAACGUCAAUGGGAACCCAUAUGGGUUGGGAAGUAAAAAGCAGCCUGUCCAUGUCCUGGUUGCCCAUGGGAGUAUACACAUCAGGAACCCUCCCCCGGUGGACUUCCAGCAGUUGUGUUCCUGGUUCCAGGACAGCCAGGAGGGCCGUGUUGAGGGCAUCGUCUGGCACUGUAAUGAUGGGACCCUGGUCAAGCUCCAUCGUCAUCACCUGGGGCUGAGAUGGCCGGACGGCGACACCAUCCUGAACGCUCGGCCUGUGGUCAUCCACGUCGACGGGACCAUACGAGAGUAUCACAUCGCCAGCAAGGACUUGUUUACAUCUCUAUCUCAGUUAAACGGACAUCGCUUCAGCAGACUGCAGGACAUCCAGUUUGACCCUUAACCUUUAUUUAACCAGGAAGUCCUAUUUAGGUCAGAAGACCUUUAUCCCUAAAUCCACCAGGAGCCGCCCGGAGUCUUAAGAAACAUUCCUGUUUGUAAUAAUCCAUGAGUCAGUGGGGUCGGUCGGGCUCACUUUGGGUAAUAAUGUCUCAUAGUGAUUAUGUGAAGGUCUAUGUCCUUAGAGUUGGAAAUGUGUGAUAGCAGUGCAGCAAUGGCAGCUUUCUGUGUUAUCAAUUUCAUUCAUCCCUCCAUCCCAUUCAUUUUUCCCAUAGGGAUUUUACCCUAUGACAGACAAUCUCAGUAUACAACAAGUUAUUGCUCACGUAUACCCUGUAAUCAUAUAGCAUUAGAAAGCUUAGAUUCACAGCUAUCCAUCAGAUACAUUCUCACAAUGUUCAGGUCAACAGUACAUAUUAGAUGGACCUGUAUAAAUUGCUUUAAAAAGGAACUCCGGAUACAUUUUAAACUUUGUUUAACAAGUCAUGACAGGUCAUGAAAUUACAUUUCAAAUUAUAUAUAAUAUAACCUACUUUGAAUGCGCUAGCUACAACUAUUGUAAAAAAAAAAGAAAAAAAAGAAAUUGCCCAUAUUGUGCCAUUGACAUUAGAACGUUUUAAGCUUAACCAUUAAAUUACAUGUAAUGGGGCAGCUACGCUUUUUGAAUUGUAACUUUGGUGAUAGGAACACCACAUUUCACAUGCUCGGCUAGAACAGGGUUUAAAAAAUAUUUGUAGAUACAGGGCCACUACAGCAUUAACCCCACUGAAGCCUUUUUCCAAUAUGGCCGCCAAACAACUCAAUUGGGUGUUAUCGGAUACAUUUUGCAUUACCAUACCUGUAUGGAAUAUAAUUAUAUUAGAAUACAUCUUGAUUUAGACUAACUAUGUGUAAUGGUUUGCUGCUCUCAUCAUCCAGAUAUUAGGUUAAAACAUAUUGGCAUUCCUAUGGAAUUUUACAUUGUAAUGUAUGCAAAACGUUUCCAGUCCUCUGUUAAUGAAAACCGUUAAUGUCAUUGUCAUCAGCUCACAUCCAUGUCUAUUCACAUGUACAUAUCCAUUUUCCAUGUUUGAAGAUUAAAUAUAGCAAUUACUGAUCAUAACAGCUUCUUGGGCAUAUUCUAACCACAAUUAUGUCAGUAAUUUAACAUUGUUAUAUGUCUGGCACACCUGGCUAAUUUGGUUGUGUAUUCUACAUCACUAAGAACAUUUCAAGAUAUUAUUGGGCAUAAUAUAAUUAUUUCAUACAGGUAUGGUAAUGCAACAUUUAUCCAAUAAGAUCAUUUUUAGUUGUUUGGCGGCCCAGGUUUGGUGAAAAAUUCUGUUGGGUUAAUGCGUGAAUCCUGUGAUGGUCCUGAACACUCUAAGAAUGUCUCUUAUGGAACACAGAAAGCUACCAUUGCUGUACUACUAUCACACAUUUUCUAACUCUUGGGACAGACCUUCACUUUUUUUUUUUGAGACGUCGUCACCACAAGAGAGCCUGACGGCCCAGAUUUAGGGGCCUGGCUCCAGGACUGUAAGCUUCCAUACUGUAUUUCCAUUAGUAUGGUUGAACCAGACUAAAUAGUGGGGUCACCAGUGAAACAAUGGUGAGUGCAGCGUUCAAUCUGGUUUAACCUGUCUUCCAAUAUGAACGAACCUGCCAAAUAAAAAGCCUGUAAAUAUAUGGAA
Molecule: messenger RNA, 3008 nt
Organism: Salvelinus fontinalis (brook trout)
Lineage: Eukaryota; Metazoa; Chordata; Actinopteri; Salmoniformes; Salmonidae
Gene: rlig1
Product: RNA 5'-phosphate and 3'-OH ligase 1
Exons: 6
Coding region: 284-1339 (351 amino acids)
Biological process (GO): response to reactive oxygen species
Molecular function (GO): RNA ligase (ATP) activity
Source: RefSeq, a predicted model, not a curated record